This is a messenger RNA of Desarmillaria tabescens, 1174 nucleotides long. RefSeq names its product replication fork protection component Swi3-domain-containing protein. The record is from RefSeq and is a predicted model, not a curated record. The annotation marks the transcript as partial. Gene Ontology annotation, molecular function: DNA binding. The transcript is spliced from 3 exons. Gene Ontology annotation, biological process: DNA damage response; replication fork processing; DNA replication checkpoint signaling. Gene Ontology annotation, cellular component: replication fork protection complex; nucleus. NCBI's taxonomy places the organism in Eukaryota, Fungi, Basidiomycota, Agaricomycetes, Agaricales, Physalacriaceae.
CAAUGGCAGACCUCUUCGACAACCCCGACGACGAACUCAUACCAACGACACCACCUCGGAACACGGCCCCGCUCUUCUACCAAGGCAGCGAAGAUGGUUCUCCCAGGAAAUCUCCCCCAGUUCCUGACAUGUUCGAUGAUGCCGACGAGGUCAACAAGAUAUUCAACGACGCCGACAUAUUCAAGCUACCAGAGGAGAAGAGCUUUGAUGUCGAAGAGGAGAGGAGGAAGAUUGCAGAAAAGUACAAGAACAAACCCGUACCACGAACGCCGAUGACGCCGCACGAGGUUCUACCUAGCAGUUCACCGCCACGCAAUUUGGACAAGGAGAAGGAAAAGGACAAAGAUGACAAGAAAGAGCAGAAGAAGGAGAAGAAGAAGAUUGCAAAGUUGAAUGAAGCUUUGUUGGUGGGGCCGUCUGGGUUUCCACAGUUGAUCAAGGACACGAAGGAUUUCAGGAUUAAGGGAAAGGGACACGAGGAGGCAGAUCUGAAUCGGUUGCUACAGCGGUAUCAGUACUGGACACAGCGGAUGUUUCCCAAAACGCAGUUCACAGAUACGGUAGCAAAGAUAGAGAAGCUCUGUCAUUCCAAAGUUAUGCAUUCACAUAUGACCAGUUGGCGUGACGAGGUCAUGGGUGUGAAGAAACCCACGGCUGAUAACGAGGACGAGGAGGCCAACGGCAAUGAAUCAGAAGUUGCAAAUUACGCUUCAUCGUCACCUGCUCCUCCUACCCGGCCACCGUCUUCACCUGGAGUAUCGUCGGGGCCCGACGAGGAGGACGCGCUCAUACGUGAGGCAGAGAUGGAUGCGGAUGAACGUAGAGAAAAUGCCGUCAAGGCACCUGCAGUGGAUGAUGACGAAGAGUUUUGGCGCGAUGACAGUGGGCCAAGCUCAGCACCUGAUUUUGAUGAGGAAUGGGAAGCUAUGGAUGACAUGGAAGCUGAGAGUUCCGCGAUGUCGUCGUCUCACGCUCUGGAGAGACAUGUCAAUGAAGAUGUUGAAAUGGAGGAUGUGGCGAAGCAGAAGGAAGCCGUAUUGAUACAGGCAGAGCCUUUGUCUACGCCAGACCCUUUGAAUGAUUUGUACUAGUACUUGAGCGGUCGAGUACCUGUACUCGUGCUAUACCAUUGAUAUUCGCGUGAUGCUCAGCAUUUAAACAUUAAAGAAUUCCG